Messenger RNA from Punctularia strigosozonata HHB-11173 SS5, 701 nucleotides. RefSeq lists its product as uncharacterized. The coding region runs from base 1 to 462 and encodes 153 amino acids. The transcript is spliced from 10 exons. Lineage: Eukaryota; Fungi; Basidiomycota; Agaricomycetes; Corticiales; Punctulariaceae. The record is from RefSeq and is a predicted model, not a curated record.
AUGUUCACUCUCUUCAAACUGAUGUCGCUUGCCUCCCUUGCGGCGAUUGCUUCGGCCGAAACGCACACCAUCGUGUUGGUGAACAACUGUGGAUUUGGCACGCCCACUCUGCUAUUACCUGGGAACGAUCUGGUAUCUACAGGAGCACCGUUCACCGUCAAUGGCCCCAUUCGAGGCGCCAUUGCAUACCUUCAAACUGGCGGCUGCGGCGAGAACGGCGAAGGUUGUACUUUGGUCGAAGCUACGCUAUUGGACGGAGGGAGUGCUGCUGACAUCUCGCUCAUUCCACCCCACGCGUUUUCCGUCACGAGCGGCUUUGGAUUCUUCGACGGAUGUGAUGGGGCUGGGACAGACUGCACCAAUUCCGGAUGUCCCAUGGCAUUCCGCCAACCAGAUGAUACCUUUGCUAUCGUGGGCUGCGGCGCUCCCUCCGUCAAUCUCGCCAUUACUUUCUGCGACUAGUGUCUGAACAAGUGAAUGGCCAUGGGGACUGCUAUGGCGUUCGAGCCUCCAGAAAAUGGAAAAGAAAUUGUGUACGACUAGACAGAGGGGUACGAGGCUGAGUGAUACAGCAUUCCAUGAAGGUGAUGCCGCUUUUGAUAUGGAUGAUUCCUGUGGUCGAUCGAAUUCACUGUAUAAUGCAUAUGGAUGUGCUGUCCCGUGCCUACCUAGCACUCCUUAUGCGAGCAAAAUGAUACCUG